Pyrus x bretschneideri (Chinese white pear) is the source of this 614-nucleotide messenger RNA. RefSeq lists its product as uncharacterized. The transcript is spliced from 3 exons. Lineage: Eukaryota; Viridiplantae; Streptophyta; Magnoliopsida; Rosales; Rosaceae. The coding region runs from base 118 to 399 and encodes 93 amino acids. The record is from RefSeq and is a predicted model, not a curated record.
UGAAAAGCACUCACCAGUGAAGAGAACGACGCCGUACGGCCAGUUGUCUUACUAUAGAAUCUGGACCGAAAGCGCAGACGACUGAAGAUUGGCUUGCAGACAUUUUACCUUUUAACGAUGAGCGAGACUCGACCGGUGCCAAGGAGAGAGAGCCCAUGGGGGAGGCCGGAGGGAGAUCAUCGCGAACCGAAGGCCCACCGCUGCAAUGACCGGGCGGAGGACGUGAUCCAGGUAACCGAAAACCCUCUGGCUUGUUUUGAGGGAAACCCAUUUAAGACUGUUCCGGGGCCAUUUAAGCUCUUCUGGCAGUGCAUGCGAUCAAAACCCGGGGAGGAAUCAACAGAGCCAUUUACAUAUUUGCAGCUGGAUCCCCCAACAAGAGAGGUGAAACUUGAGUGAAGCCGCCUUUGUUAUCGGAAUCAAUCUCAUUGUCUCCAAAAUUCCAAUUUUUGUCAUCUUUUCUCUUUAUAACAUAAUAUCGGAGCGCAACUAAGAUUACGGCUUCCAAUGCAGUUGAGUUCAGCAGCUUGUUUGAGUUUUAUUUGAACCAUCAACCAUCAACUUAAUGUCAUCUUUUCUUAUAAUAUAAGCAUUUGUGGUGGUUCUUUUCUGCA